This is a messenger RNA of Tribolium castaneum (red flour beetle), 2008 nucleotides long. RefSeq lists its product as uncharacterized. The record is from RefSeq and is a predicted model, not a curated record. The coding region runs from base 148 to 1977 and encodes 609 amino acids. The transcript is spliced from 11 exons. NCBI's taxonomy places the organism in Eukaryota, Metazoa, Arthropoda, Insecta, Coleoptera, Tenebrionidae.
CAGCAUGUCAUGCUGGUAGUCGAUGUAAAACUUUUUGAGGUUAAGCUAAACCGGCAAAAAAGAUUUAUGUUGUCAAACUAUUUCUAAUUUUGGUUAAGCAAAUUUAAAUCAUUGCUAAUUUCCCGUCUCCCAUUUCAAUAAAACACGAUGUCAAAGAGAGCAAGCAACUCAAGAAGUUCAUCAACAAAGAAGCCCCGCUUGGAUGAAUUAGACGAUGAUUGGGGCGAUGAUUUAGACGAUGAUAUUAUUGAUGAUUGCCUCAAACGGGCAACUCAAGUGUGUAAAUCAGAACACGAUGUCACUCUGUUGACUUCAUACAGCGUUUUUAAAAAUCCUGAGAAUAUGUUUACGUCCACACAACAAAAUACCGCGGACCCGUGUACUUUAGAAGAAAGAAUAAAGCAAUUACAGGAGAAGUUUGCAGAGAAAGAAGGAGAAAUUUCAAUUUUGAGGAGCAAUUUACAACAAGUGAGAGCGUCCACACAAGUAGAUCAAGAAAGGAAGCAGAAGGAGUGGAGAGAUAAGUUUUGCGGACUGGAAAAGGAAAAUAAAUCCAUUAAAAGUGAAUUAGAGUUUAAGAAUCUCGAAGUUGCAAAUCUUAAACAACAAAUAGCAGAACUUUCGAAAUUGAUUAAUAAAGAGCAAAGCUUUACAGAAAAAUCUAAGACAACUGUUGCAAGUCCUAAAAAAAAUGUAAAGGAAACGUCCAGUGAAAAUUCCAAAAUUCAUAUAAAUACAGUUGAAUUUUACCCAUUAAAAAGUUUCACUUUUUCAUUUUUACAAAAGCGUCCAAAAGUGGAAAACAGUACCAGUCUGAAUAAAAAAUUAAAAGACUACGACUUGUGUUCCAUUUAUGUCGAGUUAUUAGCUUUAGUCAACCUUUCACACAAUGAAUUAGAUUCCGAAGUAGGUGCAAACUACGUGAACAAGGUUGUAGAAUUUUCCUUUCAGCAAUUAAAAAAUUUUCAUAUAUGUAUGAACCAAAAUGAAGGAAGUCAUUUACAGGAUGUGUCAGAAUUGGAUGAACUCUAUUUGCAGACUAGCAGCUUAAAUAUGUUGAACGAAUCGGCCGAAAAAUGCGGCGAAAUAAUUAAAUUUCUGGCAGAGGUGGUACCAUUUAGUACCCAUUUAACGAGAUAUUUGCAAUCAGAUCCAUCUCCAAAUUCAAAAAUUAACAUAAGUGGAAAAUUUGCAGAUAUUCCAGCAUCUCAAUAUUUGCUGUUGCUCUUGGAGCUCAUUUCUACGAUCGGAAAUAAUAAGACCGAAAAAACGUUCACAAUUUUUUUAAGUGCGGCGGUACGGCUGUUGUGUCGACUUGGCUGUGACGACAGAUGUUGCUUGUCAAUUUUUUAUGACACAAUUACCCAAAAGCUACUUUCUUUGAACCCUGAUGUUGAGAUCAUCGUUGAUAUUACUUUAUUUCUUAAGAUUGUAACAAGAAACUCAAAUUUUGUUGUUUCGCUGUGUUCUAAGUCCAGUGGGGAAGAAAAAUUAACUGAAAGCGUUUGUAGGUUUCAUACAUUUAUGGUUCUGUUAGAAAAUAACUUACAGGAAAUAAGAGACAAAAAAAUGCUUCCACUUGUGGUUUCAAAUGUUGUUGGGUUCAUUUAUAAUAUUUUUAGAGCCGACAAUUCGUUGUUAUAUCAGGAGACAAAAACCUGCCAGUGUUUAUCACAAUUGUAUAAGUUAGGCAUUGGGAUUAUUUAUAAAAGUUUGAAAAUAAAUCGGAGGAAUCCCGCUGAAACGAAAUCAAUUUGUAAAAAAAGUAUGAGGAUAUUAAGCUUGAUAAGUUUCAACUUUUACGAAUUGACGCAAAAAUAUGUUAAAGAGUUCGCUCAAUUCAAAGAAAUCCUGACUAUAUUAAGUGAAACUUGUGACCAAGAAGACAUUGCGAAUCUUAAAAAUUUGGAAAAGCUGAGUUUAGCUGAAGAGCUUCCAGAAGUGAAUGUUGAAAAAUUCCUAGACGUCGAAUUAUAAAAUACUUGUUUAAAUAAAAUUCAUUUUCUAA